GCUUUCUAUUAUUUCUUUUCUUUUUAUAAAAUUAACCAUGGAAACAGGAAAAGAGGAUUUACAGCAAAUAACGAAAGAAUCUGAAAUACAGGAAAGUAAUAGCAACAAGCGUAGCAAUGAAUCUAUACAUACUGUUGAUUCGACAACAAAAAAACAACGAUCUUCACCUUUAAAUACUACUAGCUAUCAACCUGAACUGGAUUCUAUUGACAAUCAGCCGUCUACUAUCACAAAUACCCAACUAUCUGAAACUACAACCUCUACAUACACUGAUACCUCUAUUGAAUGCAACUCUAUAAGGUCUGGACAAGAUGCAAGUAUAUUAAAUACAACUCCAGGAAAUAAUAAUGCAAGUAUCAACGGUACGACAUCGACAAAAGAACCAAACAUUAAUGAAUCGACAGAAAUAAUAGAAGCAAAGGAACAAGUAUCAUCAGUUGUUGCCGAUUCGGUUGAGCAAGAAGAAGUAACAAAGCAAAUGGAGACAACAGGGACGAUUCAGACGACACAUUCACAGAUAACAACAUUAGCAACGGAUGGAGUUGAGUUGGGUGCAGCAGUUUCACUAACCAAACCGAUACAAAAUAUGGCGUCAAUAACUUCAACAGGACAAUCAUCAGAAUCCGCAACAACUACGCUAAAAUUGCCACCACUGAAACCACAAAACGACACCGAAAGUUUACGUGAUCCACGUUUUGUAAUCAUCGAUCGAUCAUCAGUAGUACGAUCACCUUUUUCCGACAAAUUCUUUAUCACCCGUGAUGCGUUUGAAACCUACUCAAGUGAUCGUUUCACUGCCAUUGUUGAUUCAAUUUUGAAAAAGAAUGCUCAUACGAUAGGAUCUUCUGGACUUUCAAAGAUCGACACAGCCUCACAUCCUCAGCAAAAGGUACAACAUGCAUCAUCGCCAACCUUAAUAUCAUCAUCAUCGUCAGUUAAAUCUAUUCCAGAUAAUGGAUCAACAGCUUCGAAUGGGAAUAUUCUAGAUUCAUUACUUGCUUCCAUUUCAAAAGGAGAUCGUGGAACGAAAAAAAUCAUCCCUCCAGUAGCGAUGCCUGAUCUUCAAACUGCAAUGCUGGCUGCCGAACAUGGACGGAAACCUUAGUUGGAUGAUCUUUUUAUAUAUAGUACUGUAUAGUUAAUAGUUUUUUUUUUUUUUUUUUUUUGAUUUUUGUCUUUUUGUUGUUGUUUUUU
Halteromyces radiatus is the source of this 1194-nucleotide messenger RNA. RefSeq lists its product as uncharacterized. NCBI's taxonomy places the organism in Eukaryota, Fungi, Mucoromycota, Mucoromycetes, Mucorales, Cunninghamellaceae. The record is from RefSeq and is a predicted model, not a curated record. Bases 38 to 1105 code for a protein of 355 amino acids. The transcript is spliced from 2 exons.